Cornus florida is the source of this 4597-nucleotide messenger RNA. Its product is annotated as disease resistance protein RPV1-like. The transcript has 6 exons. NCBI's taxonomy places the organism in Eukaryota, Viridiplantae, Streptophyta, Magnoliopsida, Cornales, Cornaceae. The coding region runs from base 922 to 4542 and encodes 1206 amino acids. The record is from RefSeq and is a predicted model, not a curated record. Gene Ontology annotation, molecular function: protein binding; ADP binding. Gene Ontology annotation, biological process: defense response; signal transduction.
UAUAAAAAAUUUUGUCUAACCAAACAGACUCUAAAAGUUUCAAAAGAUAUAUAAAAGAAUCGUAAUUAAAUGGCCCUUUUUUAUUUUUAGAUUGUGAUUGUCAUUCAAGUUGAAAACUGAUUUUUGGAUAUUUCAUUGAGAAAAAGUCGUCUAACAUAUCCAUCAAUCACUCUCUCUCUCUCUCUCUCUCUUAAAAUUUUCCAACAUAAACCCCAACAACAGGAUAAAUAAAAAAUUAUCCCCACUAAAAAAAAUUCCAAUUCUUACCCUGCAUUGAGGUCAACUAAUAAAGUUAAUUGAUAAUUGCCAGCCUGGCUAGCAUGUCUCAGAAGAAUAUAUAUCUGUGUGUGUGUGCGCGCGCCCACACACACAUAGAGAUCAAAGAAAUAUUAAAGUGGAACUCAAAAAAAAACAAAACACUCUAGUCGGGCAUAUGAUGAUGACUAGGACAAUCACAUGUUCCAAAAUAAUAAGACAAAUUAAAUAAAUAAAAAAUCUCAAAAUAUAGAGUCACACCACGUGGCAUCAUUAAAUCCGUAAACUUAGACAUCAUACCACGUGUCACAAAUUGACCGAUUAAUCAAAGUCGACUCUGGUUGUUCCGCUUACAAGGACACUUUCCCUGUGGAUCCCACCAUUGGUUUUUUUUUAAUAACCUCGCACCAAUGGUUCUUUUCUUACCUUCCUUUUUCUGCCCUUUUAUUAUUUGACACUUCCCCUUUUUUCUCACUCGACCUUUUUAUUCUCUCCCCUCUCUCUCUUCAUCAGUGACAAGAACAAAUUCAAAUUUUAAGUGGAGUGAUCAAUCAAUUUCUUGGGGUAUUUUGCUAAUUACAGCCAUACCCAAAUACUUGUUGUUCCUGCACAGAUUACAUAUAUCCCUUGUUCAUUGAUCUCUAAGGGAGUUGUUUGAUCGCUGCUAUGGGAGCCCAAGAAGCCUCCUCAAGUCGAUGUUCUUAUCAUGCAUUCUUGAGUUUCAGAGGUGAUGACACGCGGAAUACAUUUACUGAUCACCUUUAUACAGCUCUACUACAUGCAGGAAUACGCACAUUUAGGGACGAUGAUGCACUGGAGAGAGGACAAAAUAUCGCCCUAGAACUAAAUAAGGCAAUCCAAGAGUCGAGGAUUUCAAUAAUUGUCUUCUCAAAAAACUAUGCAUCUUCAAGAUGGUGUCUUGAUGAGCUCUUGAAUAUCCUUGGGCACAACAAGACUGUUGGUCAUAUGAUUCUGCCAGUCUUCUAUCAUGUGGAUCCGUCCCAUGUAAGAAAGCAGACAGGGAGUUUUGCAGAUGCAUUUGCCAUACAUGAAGAGCGAUUUAAGAUGGAGACAGAAGAAAGAAAAGAGGCGGGGUUGGACAAGAUAAAGAGGUGGAAGGAAGCUCUGAAAGAAGUUGCAGAUAUGGCAGGGAUGGUUUUAAGAGAUGGGCAAGAGUCACGUUUUAUUCAAAAAAUUGUUGGAGAGAUUGGAAAUAAGUUGAAUCGCACAGUUUUGAGUGUUGGUCCAUACCCAAUUGGAAUAGAUUCUCGUGUAAAAGACAUUAAUUCGUGGGUACAAGAUGGAUCAACGGAUGUUGGCAUAGUGACAAUCUGUGGAAUGGGGGGAAUUGGGAAGACCACCAUUGCCAAAACUGUGUACAACCUAAACUUCGACAGAUUUGAAGGUAGCAGCUUCCUUGCAAAUAUUAGAGAAAUAUCAGAACAGCCCAAUGGUUUGGUUAGUUUACAGAAACGACUUCUUUCAGAUAUUGUAAAGGGGAGAAAAGAAAAAAUUAGCUGUGUUGAUGAAGGAAUCAUUAAGAUUAGAGAUGCUCUUUGCUGUAAAAGAGUUUUAGUUGUUCUUGAUGAUGUAGAUCAAUUAGACCAAUUAAAUGCAGUACUCAUUAUGCGAGAUUGGUUUUAUCCAGGAAGUAAAAUUGUCAUAACCACUAGACAUGAGCAACUACUCAAGGCACAUGAACGGUAUAAGAUGCACAAAGUUAAGGAACUAAACGAGAAUGAAUCAUUUCAGCUCUUCUGUUGGCAUGCCUUUGGACAAGACCAUCCCAUUGAAGUUUACUUGGAGUACUCAAAAAGGAUUGUACGCUACUGUGGAGGGCUUCCUUUAGCUCUUCAAGUGUUGGGUUCUUCUCUAUCUGGCAGACCUGUAGAUGUGUGGGAAGGUACAUUAAAGAAAUUGGAAGUUAUUCCUGACAGUCAGAUCCUAAAAAAACUUAAAAUAAGUUUUGAUUCCUUACAAGAUGACCACGAGAGAAAUUUAUUCCUCGACAUUUCUUGUUUCUUUGUUAGAAAGGAUAAAGAAUUCACAAUUGCAAUACUAGAUGAGUGUGGUUUCUACACAAAAGUUGGGAUUCACAAUCUCAUUGAUAGAUGUCUCAUAACUAUCGAUGAAUAUAACAAGCUGACAAUGCAUCAGUUGCUUCGGGACAUGGGGAGAGAAAUCAUACGCCAAGAAUCACCCAAGGAGCCUGGGAAACGCAGCAGAUUGUGGCAUCACAAGGACGCCUUUAGCAUAUUAAAUGACAAAACUGGAACAGAUUCCAUUGAAGGCCUCAUCCUCAACUUGAAUGCGUCUAAGGAAGAUAGGUCCAUUGAGAAAUUCUUUGGUUUAAAUAAUGCAAAAAGACACCAUUCAGAGGAUUUUCUUGACAAACCUACAUUACUUUCCGAAAACAAUUCAUUGAAGCGGCGUCGUCUAGGCUUCUUCUCUGGGCUCUCCUCAAUUAGAUCGCAUUCCAUAUCAAAUGAAGUAGAUUUUCAAAUUGAUGCAUUUUCAAGGAUGCAGAGGUUAAGACUACUGCAGCUGAAUAAUGCAAGGGUUAGAGGAGACUAUGAAGAAUUCCCUAGUAAGUUAAGAUGGUUGUGUUGGCGUGGGUUCCCUUUAGAAUCUAUACCCAGUGGCCUUCAUCUGGAGUGUGUGGUUGCCCUUGACAUGCGCAAUAGCAACUUGAAACAAGCUUGGACUGGAUACAAGUUACUCAGAUCGUUGAAAAUCCUCAAUCUCAGUCAUUCCCAUGGUCUUACCAAUACUCCUGACUUCUCACAAGUCCCCAAUCUUGAAAAAUUGAUUCUUAAAAAUUGCAAAAAUUUGAUUGAGAUUCAUGAAUCAAUCGGGGAAUUAGGGCGACUAGUUCUUUUGAAUCUAAAAGGUUGUGAAAAUCUUGGGAAGCUUCCAUUGAAAAUUGGCCAGCUAAAAUCUCUUGAAAUACUCAUUCUCUCUGGUUGUUUAAAGCUCGAGAAGUUGCCUACGGAGCUAAGCAAGAUGGAAUCUUUGAAAAUACUCCAUGCUGAUGGGGUUGCCAUAAGUCAAUCACCCUCCAUGACUACUGCGGUUAGAUCAUGGCCUUCACACUUCCGGGAUUGGCUUUUGGGACCAAGAAGAAGUCCAGAAUCUAUCAGCUUUUCAUUGUAUUCUUUACCACGCUUAUUAUCAAGCUUGAGUCUUGUUGGCUGCAACCUAUCAAAUGAUGCUAUUCCAAAUGAUCUUGGCAGCCUAUCCCUGUUGCAGGACUUGGAUCUAAGUGAAAAUCCAAUCUGUAGCCUUCCAGAGAGCAUCAAGUGUCUCACUCUGCUGGAGGUUCUUGAUCUAGAGAAGUGCACAAAACUCCAGUUUCUUCCGGAGCUUCCAAUGAGUUUAAGGGAAUUGUAUUUAUUAAGAUGCAGGUCACUGGAAACAAUAACAAAUCUACCAAACCUGUUGGGUUCACUGCAUUUGUUGAUGAAUUACUCUGACAAUCUAACUGAGGUUCGGGGGUUGUUCAAGUUAGAACCCAUUGGAAACUUUGAUGAAGUAAUGAUCAGCAAUUUGGGCUUGUCCGACAUGGAAUUCCUGAGAAAUAUUGAAGUGUCUCUGUGGAAUAACAUGACUAGAACUAAAAUAAAAGGUCCCCUCCAGGGACUGUAUGAAUUGGGUAUAUUUAGCACUUUUCUCCCUGGUAGUGAAGUUCCAGGCUGCUUCAGCAUAAAGUGCAUGGGAUCUUCAAUAUGUUUCAAGGUACCUUCAUUUCCUAAUAUCAAGAUCCAAGGCUUGAAUGUAUGUGUUGUCUAUGCACAAAUUGAUGGACAUUCUGGUAAUUCAAGAAAUGUUUAUUGGAGAAAUGCUCAUUGGACCGAGUGUUGCAUGAUUGAAGUGAGUAAUAGGACAAAGGAUCUGAAGUGGAUAUACAGCCCAACAUUCAUGGGCAUUUCAGAUGACCUGAAGGAGAUGGUAUGGUUAAGCCAUUGGAAUUUUGUGAAUCAAUUCAUGGAAGCUGGCGAUGAAGUGAAUGUUUCAGUGCUUUUUGAGGAAGAUGAAGUGAACCUUAAGCUAAAGGAGUUUGGAAUCCAUGUUGUGAUUGGGGAAGAACAGAAGGGUACCCCAUACCUCACCUAUCCUUUUUGUCAAAAUGUUAAUAACGUAGAUUUGUCGGUGUAUCAGGUGAGGACAGGUUUGUACUUCCUUUGUCAUUAUAAUUAUCACCUCCAUCGAAGCUUUCCGGAUGACAGCAAUUAUGAUUGGACUACUUUGUAUAACUUCUUAUCUGGCGAUGUGGAGGAGCAGCAAUGAUGAUUGCUGAGGAUGACCAGACAGUAACACCUCUAUAUCAAUUUUUUUUUUGAUU